AUGCACUUAGAACGCGAGAUUGAUGGCAAGUUGGUCAAAGUCGAAUGGCAACUUACGAGCCCUUUCGACCCAACAGCUGACGUGGAGGGUGAAGAGGGCGGCCAAGAAUAUGAAGCCACAGACUUCUGCAUCACCUUGGAGAACAAGAGUGGUGCUGGCGUGUCCUUCUACUGCAGCACACAGACCGGUGAGGACCACCGCUACGUCAUUGGCAAUGUGAAAUCCUUUGCCAGCAAGGAGGAAAAGGAGAGUGUGAGCUCUUACAAUGGUCCUGAAUUCGAGGACAUCGAUGAAAAGCUUCAGGAGAGCUUGGAUGAGCUGUUGGCAGAG
Durusdinium trenchii is the source of this 330-nucleotide messenger RNA. The record is from the annotation of a GenBank genome assembly. Lineage: Eukaryota; Dinophyceae; Suessiales; Symbiodiniaceae.